UUGGUAUGGUAUGAAUAAUGAUAAGGAUGAAAAUACAAGUCAAAAAAGAAUAAGCACCACAUUUCUCUCUCUCUCUCUUCUUUCUCUCUCUUUCAUGGCCCUUCCUUCUGCCAUCUUCGUUAACUUUCCGAGUUCCAAUAACACAAUCCAUGGCACCCAAAUAUUCUUCUCUUCUUCCUAAUUGGAUCACUCCCAUUCACCUUCUCCUCAUCCUGCUCCACUCUCUCUUAUAGCAAACACAUUCGCUAUAAUUUUUUUUUAUUAAUUUUUUUUUUCCUUUUUAGCCGAAUUGAAUUCUGUAAAUUAUCGCCGUAGAAUAGCCUGAUUGUGUCCGAUUCAGUUGAAUUUGUGUAUAUAGGGUUUCGAUUGCGGAUGGCGUCGGUGUUUCUGUACCAUGUGGUUGGGGAUCUGACGGUGGGGAAGCCGGAGCUGUCGGAGUUCUCGGAGACGGAGACGGUGGCCGCCGCCAUUCGGACGAUUGGGGAUUCCUCCGAAGGGGGGAUUCCGGUGUGGAGGACCAGAUCCCCCAAGUGCGUGAUGGAGAAUGCCGAAACCAGGCAGCAGAGGUUUGUGGGGAUUCUCAACGCGCUGGAUAUUGUGGCGUUCCUGGCCAGAGAGGACUGCUUGGCUAAUCGGGAUAGAGGCAUCAACGCCCCUGUUUCCGAGGUGGUUGUUCCCGACAACGCCGCCCUUAAGGUGGUUGAUCCUGGCACAAGAUUAAUAGAUGCUCUGGAGAUGAUGAAACAAGGAGUGAAGCGACUCCUCGUGCCCAAGAGCUUAUACUGGAGAGGAAUGAGCAAACGCUUUUCCAUUAUGUACAGCGGAAAGUGGGUCAAGAACACAGAUCCUGCUUCCGGAGGAAGCAGCACCACAAACACCUUAUCCAACAUCAGCAACCGUCUGCCGCCAGCUUCCUCCUCCACCUCCGCCACCCAAGACAAAUUCUGCUGCCUCUCGAGAGAAGACGUGCUCCGUUUUCUAAUCGGCUGCCUCGGUGCACUAGCCCCUCUGCCUCUCUCCUCCAUCUCCUCCCUCGGAGCUGUCAAUCCACACUACUGCUGCAUCGAAGCUUCAAUCGCAGCCGUCGAUGCAACGAUGAUCCGCCACCAUGAUCCGUGCGCAGUGGCGGUGGUGGACCAAACUCCAGAUGGCAAUCAUAACAAAAUCAUCGGUGAAAUCUCGUCGGCUAGGUUAUGGAAGUGUGAUUAUUUUGCAGCUGCUUGGGCUUUGGCUAAUUUAUCGGCUGGGCAGUUUGUUAUGGGGGUAGAGGAUAAUAUGUCUUCAAGAACCGAGCUUGAUAUCGCGCUUAAUAAGAUAGCCGAAGCGAAUGAUUUAGCUGCUAAUGGUGGCGGACUGAGGAAACUUGGUAGUAGAACUAUUGGGUUUUUCGGGAAUUGGUCGAAUCCAAAUUUGGGUAUCGGCAGGAGUAUGUACCGUGGGAGGAGUGCACCGCUGACGUGUAAAGUGACGAGUUCUUUGGCGGCAGUUAUGGCUCAGAUGCUGUCGCACAGGGCAACUCAUGUGUGGGUUACUGCAGAGGAUGAACAUGACGAUGAUUUAGUCGGUGUGGUUGGAUAUGCUGAUAUUUUUGCUGCUGUGAGCAGGCAACCUUCGGCAACUAUUUCCGAGACACCCUCAUCGUAAGAAUUUUGUGAUUUUUUAUUUUUUAUAUAUGAUUUGAUUUGUUAUACGUAUGAAUGUGAGUUGAUUAAUGUUGGGAUAAUUGAAAGAGAGAUUGCAUUUUUUUGUUGAAACACUGUGAUAUGUGUAGAUUGUGAGUUUUGGGUGAUUGGGUUGAAACUUUGAAAUGAAAGCCAUUGGCUUGCUUUAAACUCUUGGGUUUUGGAAAUCGGAACGGAAUUUCCAAAUUCUACCGAUUUCGAUUCGA
Messenger RNA from Erythranthe guttata (spotted monkey flower), 1888 nucleotides. RefSeq names its product Cystathionine beta-synthase (CBS) family protein (gene CBSX6). NCBI's taxonomy places the organism in Eukaryota, Viridiplantae, Streptophyta, Magnoliopsida, Lamiales, Phrymaceae. The record is from RefSeq and is a predicted model, not a curated record. Gene Ontology annotation, cellular component: nucleus; cytoplasm.